AUGGCUCCUGCGACGGCAAGAGACGUUAAGCCCGGGCACCGCUGGCGGAGCCCCCUCCGUAGCAUUCUUUUUGGAGCUCGUAAUUCUGCUUCACAUGUGCGAAACAUUGGACGCCAGGUGGCCCCAGAGACCACAGCUUUGCCGAUCACUACAAUCCUUGUUUCUGUAACGAGUGCGACGAGGAUAACGCCUACGAGUACCACCGGUCUGGCCAAAGAAACGCUAGGUACAGACAGACAACCCACGGCCGAGCCUUCUAGGAUCAUUGAUAGUGGAUGGCUCCCUGCAACCGAAGCAACUACAGAAGCUCCUACUCACGCACUGCCUUUCCAAGGUGCGGCGCGUUCAUCUGUGACUGCACCGAUCAUCGGGACUACCGAACCGCCUGGAGUGUUCGUGACGAGCACAGAUAGUCAAAAUGACAGCGUUCCUACUGCGACAAACACUGAAUUGCCCCCCACGUCCACGCUGGAUACAGGGGUUUCCGACACCCUUGAGCCUUUGAGAGCAUUCACUAACGUGACUUCGGCGCCCACUGGAUUCACUGACCUGCCUGAACAGACUUCGAUCGGUAUAGAUAGUCCGAGCACCAGCACCUCCACCACUGAGACUCCUAAUACUGGCACCAUACUGUCUUUCCGAAGCGAAAGUGGAAAACCUACGGGAAUCAUCGCAACUACAACAGACGUCACAUCAGAUGAAGUAUUAAUUCCCACUGAGACGAGCACGAUCAAGAUUAUUACACUAAGCAACCCCCCAGAUGGUGUUCAGCCUCCGCGACUGCCUAAGACCAUACUCUCCCCAACUGACGAUCCAGGUCUCAACGAGAAAACCAUCACCCACAGUGUUGAACCGACGGUUGCACCCACCACACUAAGCACCGACCUCCCCUUUGGCGACACCCCAUCCCCAACCCCUACCGAGCAAACGGGUGGUGGCUCUACCUCAGAGGCCUCUCCCUUCCCCCAAAUCAGUGACCUCGUCAUCGAUACUCGAACUCCAGGGGUACUCGCAGGGGCUUCUACCCCGACUUCUGCACCAAUUUCGUCUGAUUCAGUCUCUCCAGCCACGUCAGAUGAUGGAACAUUACUGCCGAACGUUCCUUCGAUUGCACUAUCCUCCGCGAAUUCUUCACCCAGUGCUUUCAUCGGCGGCUUUCUUACUACUUCUCUCGUCGGGACCGGGACCGAGGCCAUUGCUAGUUCUCCGACUGCCUCGCCGAACACUCCAGGCUCUAACAAUGCCUCUGCCGCAGCACCGAAAUCAUCGAACAAGGGCACCAUCAUCGCAGCCGUGGUUGGUGUGAUGGUAGCCCUGGGUUUCGGUCUAGUGAUGAUAAUGAUUGUUCGUCGCAUUCGUCGGACUCAGUUCAUGAAGAAUGGCAUCCGAGAAGAGAUCAUCAGUGAUGAGCCAGACCGGACUGAUGUCACGUACACCUGA
This is a messenger RNA of Pleurotus ostreatus (oyster mushroom), 1440 nucleotides long. RefSeq lists its product as uncharacterized. NCBI's taxonomy places the organism in Eukaryota, Fungi, Basidiomycota, Agaricomycetes, Agaricales, Pleurotaceae. The transcript is spliced from 16 exons. The record is from RefSeq and is a predicted model, not a curated record. The coding region runs from base 1 to 1440 and encodes 479 amino acids.